UUGUUAUUCUAUCUCUGUCACCAAACAUUGCUACGAAUAUCUGAACAAUGAAAUUUUUGUUGCCAGUGGUUUGAUUUUGUGGCUAUUUUAAAUAAACAAUUAUAUAAAUCAAUUGGAUCAUUUGUUGUGUAUAAAUUUGAACUGGUGAAAUAAGAUAUAGUUGCUGAUGAUUUUUGUGUCAAAAAUUCAAUUUCUUUGGAUUGUAUAAAUCGAAUGUAACAUUGAAAUUCAACUAAAUGUACUUGAAACAAAUAUGGAUAGUGAAGGAAGCAAUGAAACGGGAAAUGAAGCCAUUUCUGAACCGAUCGAAACAAGCGUUAUAUCGAGACACAUUGAAAUGAUAAUUGUUCAACCCGGAGAAAUAAAUGCAGCAGACAAUGAUUUGAGUAUAAAUCGCAAUGACCAACAAGUUUAUGUGGAACGUCUAGUUAAUGUAGAAAACGAACUAGUUGAAGUGGGACCAGUUGAAUCGGGUAAUGAUGCAGAUCUCACACCAAAUCGAAAAAAGCGUAAAAGGUCACAAUCUCGAAAAUCAGACUCACCAAAGAAGGCACCACCACCACGUCUAAACGAUGACGAUGACGACGGAUCAACAUGUUCGAUUUGCUUAGAUUCAUGGGAAUCGAAAGGAGAGCAUCGUUUGGUAUCGUUGAAAUGUGGCCAUCUAUUUGGAGACAGCUGUAUUCGAAGAUGGAUUCAUGAAUGUGCACCACAAGCGAAAUGUUGCCCGACAUGUAAAAAUAAAGCAGCACCUCGUGAUCUCCGCCCAUUAUAUGCAAAACGUAUUGUUGUUGCCGACAAAAGUGAAGAAUAUCGCCUACAAGACCUACUCGAAGCCGAAAAGUCAAAGAAUGUUGAACUACAAAGCACAUUAAGCGCAAUCAAACUUGAACUGGCUGUUCGCAAUGAAGAAUAUUCAAAACUUCAAAUUGAAUUUAAUAAAAUAAAGAAAUUUGGAAUAUUCAACGAUGCACCGCAAACGUCAACGCACCGAGAUAUAAUGUACAAAAUGGCGAUGCUCAAGAACAUCGACCUGAAUCGAGAAGGAGGCUGCCGAGCAAUGACAUAUGGUCGACGUAUUAAAACAUUGAUGGUCUCACAAAAAUCGUCAGUUACAUUAUUUCAGGGUUAUGGUGUACGCUUUGUCAGAGCACACGAUUUUCAGCCAACACUUUAUUUUCGCAUAUCAGCCAAUCCAAUUCGUGAUUUAUCACUCGAUACCGACGAAGAAUUUUUAGCAGCAGCAUCACAAGAUACAAACGCAUAUAUCUAUAGUGUUACCAAUCAUAAUUCGAUCACAACAAUAACACCAUCGGAAAAUCAAAAAAUAUGGGCAACAUCAUUCGAUAAAGUUCGUCCGCGCUACCUGCACAUUGGCUCACAGCAAGGCAUCACAUACAUUUACGAUGUUCGAAAUUGUUUGGCACCUGUCGAAGAGCUAAAAACACCCGGUGAUCUAUCUCCGGUCAUUGGCAUCGAACCCAUUCCGGUAUCAAAUGAAUUUCGUUUUGGCGGUUUUAUCGUUUGUAAAUUGACCAGCUUAUGGUUCUAUGAAUAUACCGCAUCGGAGCGUAUCGAACAAACAAAAUUAGUAGUUGAAGGGCCAUUCGUAUCGAUUAAUUUUAACGAACAAAACGGUCUACUAUUGAUUGCAACUCGCCUCGGAAGAUAUCCACAAGCACGCCUUAUUGUGGCUAGAUUGACAAAAAUCGAUCAAACGACAGUAUUGCGUGUCGAAUGCACAAUACUUGGAUCCCGAAUACAGCCUAAGUUGGUACGUAGCACACAGAUAAACAUUGGAAACGACUCACUUGUUGCAAACUACUUACAAGACAUGAAGACGGUGAGCAUAUGGAGUUCAAAGAACGGCACCAAAAUGCAAGGAUUUAAUAUUGAUGAAGAUGUUCUGGACAUGUGCCCGGUGUACUUGGAUAACAGCUCAUAUUUGGCCACUCUCAGCGAACAUAAAUGCAGAAUAUUCCAAAUGAAUUCCGUCUAAAAGCGUUUUCAGCAGUAUUUUUCUUUUAAUUCUCUUCCGAUGUAAUUGUCGGUGUAUUCACAUUUCUUUUUUGAUAAAUUGUUCGCGAGAAAUAAAUACGCUCAAGCCCUAAGUUAUCACGAUAAGAUUUACUAUUAAGAAUUGACUGCAAGAUAUGUCUUGGUAAGCUUAAGUUUUUUUACCAGUUUGUUUUUCUUACAACUUACAGUUAUAAAUGAGAUGAUAAUAAAUUCCAAUGAAUAAGGUA
Contarinia nasturtii (swede midge) is the source of this 2246-nucleotide messenger RNA. Its product is annotated as E3 ubiquitin-protein ligase RFWD3-like. The transcript has 4 exons. Lineage: Eukaryota; Metazoa; Arthropoda; Insecta; Diptera; Cecidomyiidae. The coding region runs from base 254 to 1999 and encodes 581 amino acids. Gene Ontology annotation, cellular component: nucleus. The record is from RefSeq and is a predicted model, not a curated record. Gene Ontology annotation, biological process: protein ubiquitination; interstrand cross-link repair. Gene Ontology annotation, molecular function: ubiquitin protein ligase activity; protein binding.